This is a messenger RNA of Tauraco erythrolophus (red-crested turaco), 1229 nucleotides long. RefSeq names its product RNA-binding E3 ubiquitin-protein ligase MEX3C. NCBI's taxonomy places the organism in Eukaryota, Metazoa, Chordata, Aves, Musophagiformes, Musophagidae. The record is from RefSeq and is a predicted model, not a curated record. Gene Ontology annotation, molecular function: RNA binding.
GUUGCAAAAUCAAAGCACUGAGGGCCAAGACCAACACUUACAUUAAGACCCCCGUUCGUGGAGAAGAACCCGUCUUCGUCGUCACUGGGCGAAAAGAGGACGUAGCCAUGGCCAAAAGGGAAAUUCUCUCAGCUGCUGAACACUUCUCCAUGAUCCGAGCGUCGCGCAACAAGAACGGUCCUGCCCUGGGAGGUUUGCCGUGUAGCCCGAACCUGCCUGGCCAGAUGACAGUGCAAGUCAGGGUGCCUUACCGCGUGGUCGGGCUGGUGGUCGGACCGAAAGGAGCCACCAUCAAAAGGAUCCAGCAGCAGACCCACACCUACAUCGUCACUCCUAGCAGAGACAAGGAGCCCGUCUUCGAAGUCACCGGAAUGCCCGAAAACGUCGACCGCGCGCGCGAGGAGAUCGAGAUGCAUAUAGCCAUGCGUACCGGGAACUACGUCGAGCUGAACGAGGAGAACGACUUCCAUUACAACGGCACGGAUGUCAGCUUCGAAGGAGGCGCGCUCGGCUCUGUGUGGCUUGCUUCUAAUCCUGUCCCUCCUAGCCGCACCAGAAUGAUUUCUAAUUAUAGAAACGACAGCUCCAGCUCCUUGGGAAGUGGCUCUACGGAUUCCUAUUUUGGAAGCAAUAGGUUGGCUGACUUCAGCCCGACGAGUCCGUUCAGCACAGGCAACUUCUGGUUUGGAGAAACGCUGCCUUCGGUGGGCACGGAAGACCUCGCGGUUGACUCUCAUGCGUAUGACUCCCUACCAACGCCUUCUCAAACCAUAUGGACCCCUUUUGAACCCGUAAACCCGCUCUCCGGCUUUGGUAGCGACCCUACCUUGAGUAACGCCAAGCCUCACCACCGAGGGAGCCAGCCAUCCACGCCUCGCCUGUCACCCACGUUUCCAGAAAGCCUGGAUCACCCGCUCGCUAGGAGAGUGAGGAGCGACCCACCUAGCACCGGCCACCAAGCCGGCCUUCCCAUAUACAUCCCCGCUUUCUCCAACGGUACCAACAGCUAUUCUUCUUCCAACGGCGGUUCCACCUCCAGCUCCCCCCCCGAGUCGAGACAGAAGCACGACUGCGUCAUCUGCUUCGAGAGAGAAGUCAUCGCGGCCCUGGUCCCCUGCGGCCACAACCUCUUCUGCAUGAAGUGUGCCAACAAAAUCUGUGAAAAGGAAACGCCGUCGUGUCCCGUUUGCCAGACAGCUGUUACUCAGGCAAUCCAAAUUCACUCUUAG